Molecule: messenger RNA, 10531 nt
Organism: Phytophthora nicotianae INRA-310
Lineage: Eukaryota; Oomycota; Peronosporomycetes; Peronosporales; Peronosporaceae
Exons: 2
Coding region: 297-10394 (3365 amino acids)
Biological process (GO): autophagosome maturation
Cellular component (GO): cytoplasm
Source: RefSeq, a predicted model, not a curated record
UCAGCCUUUGUUCUGCCAAUAAACGUAACCAACCCCCAGACACUUCCUUUUCUGUACCCCAAGGGAGAAAACGGCGAAGAAUCUCCAGAACUCGCCGCUCCUUACGCCUCUACGUGCGUCCCCAGCAGCUCUGCCGUCCUCGCGCACUCCUCAUUGGCCUGUCGGCCGCGUUCUCCGCGUCGAUCGCGCUUAAUUCGCGCCUCCAGGAGCUCCAAACGACGAAGAGAAACUGUCAUUUUUAAACGUUGAAGUCGCUAAAACUUAAAUUUUAGACUGUAAUUCCUCAAGUUUAAGACAUGGAAGCCGUGCGCAAGCGUCCGCAACGCGCUAGAGCCGCCAAGAAGCAGCAGCAAGAGAAAAUUAUAGCAUUAAGUUUCAGUGAGGACGACGAAGACGCCGCAGUGCAGGCCGCGAUCGCCGAUCUGGACUCUGAAACGACAGACACGGAGAUCCGACGCAAUGAGGAGGACCUAAUGGCCUUAUUACGAGACGGAGAGAUGCAGCAGGAGCCUCUGGUAGCGGAAGGAGCAGGCUCGGAACCCCCCAACAAUCAUAAUGACCGGGGAGACAACGAUGACCGGAAAGUCGCAGGUGGAGAGACUUUAACCAUCCCUCCGGUAGUAAAUGGCGGGACUGAUGCUGCUCCAUCAGCUCCAGUAUUUGAAGAAGAAGGAGAGGGAUUAUUUACCCCACCAGAGCAGUUGCCAUUGCAGCCGAAGCCUAGCGCGCCAUCUCCGCCAAUACGGACGACAAUGCCGCGUGCAUUCCAGCAGAUUUCAGUGCCUGCCCCCUCUGUAACUGAGACGAUAUCGCCGUCUGCACCCCCGAGUUUCGAGGAUGAGGUGGAGGUACUGGAUCACUCGAGUACAACUCCGUCAGCACCGUCACUGUCGCCUACAGCGUCCAAGAAACUGCAUCGCAUGGUUGCGUCACCGAGAAAUCCAGAGAAAUUGACUCCUGUGGUGAGAGUGCCGACGAAAUCAGUGGCUGAAGCGACUGUGGAAGGUGCGAGUGUAGCGGUGCGGAGUUCUUUCGCUAAGUCUCGGCAGGCCGAGAAAGAGGCGGGCAAGCACAGUAUUUACCCGUCGAUGCCGCGUGAAGUGAAGCCAGCAGAGUCGGCGAAGGAGGCUGGAGAAGCAGCGCCAGCAAGUUACGAGCAGCUGCUGAAGAAGAAGUAUAUCCGUGUGAAGCUGGAGCCUUUUAUCAACUACGAAAUGAACUUGAUGCGAGCCGAGGCGUCUCAGAAGCGCCAGGAGAUGAAGAUGCGGCAUAUCGAGACCAACAAGGGCGAGCUGUAUGCACGGAUAGAGCGCUACUUGUUUUCCGAGUACAUUUUACACAAUGCGGCGUCGACCAUGGAUGAGUACAAGAAGAAGAUCGACGUACUCGUCAAGAAAGUGUGGACUUUGGAGAAGAAGCGCGUAUCUUCGUCGAAGCGCUGUGGUGACAACGUGGAGAUUGAGCAACAAAUGGAGUUUCAGACUGCGAAGCUGGAGAAUUUACAACUUGAGAGACUGAAGACUCAUCUGGAUAAGUUACGACAACUGCGAACGGUGGAGGCGUCGAUCCAUACUUUUGAUCGAGCAAUCUCUUACUUUCACGUGGAGCAGUACCUGAACAGUGUGUUGCAAGAGCCGAAUCUAGUCGGGUUCCUGAACAAAAUGAGCUCGUCGUGUGGCGGCAGCAAUGGCAUCGACGACUUGGAUCUUGUUCCGGAAAGUGCGAAUUUCUACGAGGGGAUCCCUCAGGGUUCUCCGCUUUCUACGUCGGUGGAUCACUUGAAAUACUGUUUAGACGUGCUGAUUUUCUUCGAGAAGAAAGUGACACUGGGAGAAGAAGGAGUCUUUGGACUCGUUCCGCAGUCAUUUUAUCGUGGCGAGCUAGUCUGGCACAAUACCCAUGCCAAGAAUCAUUACAGCGCUGGUGGGAUGGAGCGGAAGAUCAAGUGUUACGCCUGUGGAAGCUUGAAUGCUCCCAUGAAGUCCAACCAGUGGUGCAAAUUGUGCGAAAGCUGCGACGUGGUGCUGUAUAUCCCGCCAUCGUCUGUAUCAACAAAGUCGAACGAGUGGUUUACGAGUGUGCUGCGGUUCCGGCAGUCAUUACAGAAGUGGAUUUCUACCUGUAUGCAGAGUCUUAUGCGCACAAAGGCUCUACAAAAUAUGCCGUAUCUCCUGAUGCACGUGAUGUAUUUACCUCGGAUCUCAACGGACGAGAGAUCGUGGUUUCUACGCUUCCUUCAGUUCCCUCGUGCGAUGGUAAGAACUGAUGGAUCGCUACGCAAUGAGUGGAGUGAAGAUCUUGUGGAUCAUUACAUUGCGAUGCUGCAUCUGGUGUUUCAUCCCGAAAAAUUACGCAGAAUGUCAGUUAUUGUGUCCAGCGGACCACCCAAUGGAAAUAAAGCAGCGAAAAGUGCAGAGGUCGGUGUAGCCGAUAACAAAGGGCUGGUCUCGCCUGAGUGGGUGCUGCUGGAGAAUCCAGAGAUGUUGGACCGGUAUUUCCUCUCGGACGAAGAUUUCGUGGCUGUAUUGAAUCAGUUUCCCAACACGUUUGCGUUCGGACAGUUGUUUAGCUGCACAUCGGACGUGAAGAAGUGUUUCAGUCGCGCAUUAACGCUGGUUGUGGAGCUAACGCACAGCUUACGGGCAUUUCAGGAGUUUGAGAAGCUGCCGACGCGAAUCGCGCAACUCUUAGGCCAGUUGUUGGCUGAUGCGGCGGAGCUCCCUGGAUCAGGUCGACCGACUGAUUCUAGCUUGAAGGACGCUGUCUUCUAUCCAACACUCUUCGAUCAGUUAUUUCUUACGAGUCUGCAUGGUCUGAUGGCGGCUGAUUGCAACCGUGUGGCUUGGAGAAGUUUGAGUUUAUUUCCUUUCGGCUCGUUAUCAGAAUUGGCGAAGUGGGAUGUGUUGGCUCUCCUGCUAUUUAACCUCCAUAGUCUACCACUGGAGGCGAAAACGGCGUCUGGGUGGAUGCAGUUUAUCGGCAAGCCAACGUCUCAAGGCGUGGAUACGAAAGCAUUGGCCCGUCACCAUCUUUAUGACCUUAUCGAGUCCGAUACAGAGAGCGCUAUGUAUUUGCUGAACGCUGUGGCUAGUCUUGCUGCAUCAUGCCAGUCGGGAACUUCAGGCGAGCGGCAUGAUCUGGUGUCUGUCGCAGUGCACGAGUUGUUCAUGGCAGGGUACACAGUGGAGCCGUGCCAACAAGCUCUAGGUGAGAAUGGAGAGCGGGCUGCUGGACCUCUGAGCACAAUUUGUUUGGCGCAUCCGUGGGUUCUUUCGCUUCUGAUCACGCUUCUGUUCAAGUUCCACGAGUGUGCAGCCACGUGGAUUCACAUCUUUGAGACGUUCCCGAUUAAUCGCUGGAUGCCUACACCGCAGGAUUUGUUGAAUCUACAAGAAUGGCUGCUGCUAGAAGACACUACUGCACCACGUAGUGCUCUGGCGCGUUUUCUGUUGGACCACAUCAAUUGGGAGUAUGAUGUCAAGUUGCAGCGGUUGUUUACAGACGCAAUGCUGCAUCGUCAGGUAGCUCUCAUGGUCGCGGAAGCUUUAGUACUCUACAAGACGAGGAAGGAACGAGCAAGCGAUCCAGAGUCUGCUAUUGUGUUGUCCGGAGGAGGAUCCCCACAGAAACUUGAGGUCACUUCCAUUGCCAAGUCGAUACGUCGCGCGUUGUGGUUGGGCGAGACUGUAGAUUUCGAGAAAUGGUGCUGGAAACUGAUGCUGAAGUUGCGGUUUUACUCGCCGAAGACGCACGAGCCGUUGCUGCCGCUCAUCGACCUUCGCCAUGAUCGUUCAAGGGAAGCCUUGACUUUGCGUCGAUGGUUUGCUGGCGCCUCAGUGCUGCGAGUACUUCCCUCUCGUAAAGUUUUCCCAUUUUAUACUUCACUGGAGGAGCAGGUGGCGCACUAUGGAGCCGGCGAUAGUGAUAGACGUAGUACAGCAGAGGCUACGAUUGGCGGGAGUACCGGUGCUCCAAUUCAGCAAGAAGCGCGACUGCUUCUGACGCCUCAGAAUCCGAGAGGAAUGGACAUUGAUUCAACAAUUUCAGCCACGGCAGCCCCACGCACGGAGCCGAUUGUAGCCUAUGUGAUCUGCCAGAUGACGACGUUUGUGUUCAGUGACCGUCUCGAUCGUUGGGAGCCAUUGCUAGUGUUGCUGAAGAGUGAGUUCUUCCCGGCUGCUAUCAAGGUGCUCGAGAACUUGUUCCCGAUCUUAUCUCGAAUAGAUAAGAUGAAGGAUUGCCCAGCAGAAAGCGAGAGUGAGUCCAAGACGGCGACUUCAAACAGUGAGGACGACGGGGAGACCGCGUUAUCGUCUGAGGUGGAAGCUGAGGAAAAUGGUGGUGUGGUUGUGGAACUGGACAAUGAGUUGGAGGUGUGUAUGGCAGCAAUGCAAACCCUAUCGACUGACGAGUUGUUGAGUCUGUUGAGCGCUUUGCAUGAGUUCUCGUACAUCAACACAGACGAGCUUCAUCGCAUGCAAGAGGUGCUUAACAAGGGCUACAUCGGCGGAUGGGAGAGCACGGCGAAAGAGCGGAUCUUGGCGAAACUUCGCUUUGUGCGUGAAUGCAGUCGCUACUUGCACCCAGUGGUGCUCCCCGCUCUCAUUAACGAGUGCUUCCCGCAGUCCAGUCCAGUAUCGGUCACUACAUCAGCUUUAUUUCACGGUGCUAUGUCGUGGAUUUCGUCGGCGCUGGGCGGAGAGAACAGUACAGGAGCGUUGUCGCCGUCAGCUGCUUCAUCGACUAGCGCAGCUUUAUCGAUCCGGAAUUCUUCGCUGACUGCGACGACGGCGUCUCUCGCGAUGAUAUCAGGCGGUGAGUAUUCCACGUCAACGAAAGCCUUGUGCGCUUUGAUCCGACGCUCCUUUGAGUACUCUGUAGACGACUCGUCUCUCACGCAGUCGAUGAGGUUUUGGGUGAAGGCGUUGCUCCAAGUUCCGUUCUGGUACGAGAAUGCUGCGUUCCGACAUGUCCUGGACGUUAUGUUGCACUGCAGCAUGGAGAGCUCGUAUGAAUCUGCGCUGACGAAGAACAGUGCGAGGAAUGAUGCAUCUGUAUUGUACGAGCUGGUGGCUCUGAUUGAAGCUGCGUUCGACGUGUAUUGCCAGCGGAUUGCAAGGAGAGAAGAAGAUGCAGGACAACCAGAGCAGCAGUUCCUCGAGAAUGAGUCCGUUGUUGUCAUGAGUUUCCUGCCGGCGGCUGCCUCAGCGACGUUUGCUUCAAUAUUUGGAGGCUCAUUCGACGUGGCGCAGUACAUCAGUGGCUGUCCUUAUCUGGCGCUGUGGACCUUGCUUAUUGAAACAAGGAAAGAAGUGCCGCUGUUCCUAGCGAUGGGGCAACUUAUGAUAAAAUAUGAGCCGAAAACGAUGAAGAAGUUGGAGAAGAUGAAGAAGACCGAAGGGAGACUUGGUGCUGCUCUCAGUGCAGUGCGAGACGGGAAGAGUCUGGAUGACCAAGCGGAGGAAACGAUCUAUGAAGCUUCGACUGGUGCUUCUCGUAUUGGUAACCCGUUAACGUUUGCUCACACGAGUCUGGACUCUCUGUCCCAGUACAAAAUCUAUCGCUGGUGUAAUUACUGUCUGGAUUUACCCGAGUCGGAGCCAACGCAAAUCAUCUACUGGCAAGUGUUUUUCGCGCUGUACUUCGCCACUGCUGGAGGAUCUCAUGUCUUCGGCCAUCACUUUCUCGAUCGUACAGGACGUAGAUCCAAGCGUGUGCAUUUGCGGAAACAUCUUCAAGUUAAACUGCGCAAACUCGUGAAUUACUGCUCGACUCAAGCCCAAGUGGUGCUCACUGCCACGAGUGGUUCUGGUCAUGGUGCUUCGAGUGGUGUGGGUUUGGCUGGGGAGUUAAAGGAACGGAAAUAUGCUCAUUACGUUGCGCUUUCUCAGCUUUACACUGCUAUGGACGCGUGGAUGGAAGAAAAGGAUCCGAACCAGUGGCUUAAGGAAGAAGAACUCUCGGGUUUACCUCGUCACUACGAGGUGGAGCGACUCAAAGACGUCUUGCGUCUCAGUGAUGCGUUGCUGAACCCUCAUACCGAUCACAUGAACUGGUCGGACUUGCCGCUGUGGACGAAUUGGUGUGGAUUUGAGUUCACUUUGAGACGAACAACGCCUAAAGUAAGUGUGAGCGACGACAACGACGACAAUACUGACACUGUGGCACCAUCGUUGUCAACACCGCUCGCUUCAGUUGGUGAAGAAGACGACUUUGCGUUUGUGGAAGAAGCUUCGGAACUGGCAAGAAGACACAGCAGCUUUGGAGGGCUUGCAGGCUUGAACAGCCUCACUAUCCGGCCGCUACCUUUACUGCCGGAACUUUGCGGGCCCUCAAGCUUAACACAACUUCCGACAGUGUCUGUUGUCAUCUCGAAGGAUCGGUGUGUCAUCAAUCCAUCGAUUCCGCUGAACAAGGCAGGAUUGAAGGCCGUAGCUAUGAAAUUCUCGGAGAAUUUGUCUGUACUGGUGGCGCUGGACUCUGAAAUGGUGGAUAGUGUCUCUCAGCUGUACAUCAGCAAGGCAAGGACUGUGACGCAGAGUUUGCCAUGCCCAGAAGGAACGAACUGCAGCUGCCCAGCGGCUUUCAAGUUUGAGUUUUUGGAGUGGAUGAUGGAUUCCCGAAUGGACGACACGAUCCAGUCUAUACGUGCACAAGGAGAACGUUGUGAUAUGCGAUCAAUGCUGGUGACGAAUGUGAUGUCUUCGUUAAACGAUUACGAUGAAAAGGACGGCGUUGCUGUCUCAACAGCACUCGCAGCUGAGCAAUUCCUGCAGCUUGAUGGAGACGGAUUUAUGCUGUCACUUCAGAUUUUGCUGAUUGAUCAAGUUGUGCGCUCUUUAGGAAUGGAACAUGAGAAGUUACAGCGUAGAAAGAAGACAUUGGAAAAUGAAGCACCACGGGAAAUGCCGAAGAUCGAAGAAGCAGUUGAAGACAGCAAGGGGGAAGAAGAGAACGCUGUAGAGAAUGAAGAAGUUACACCUAUCCAGACGACAGAGCAGGAGAUGGAGCGCUUGCACAGCGAGGGACUCGAGUGGUUCCGUCUGCUUACAGAACUGGACACUAAACUAUCACGUAUGGUUCCUCCGUUACGAGAAGCUUUGUGGCGGUCGAUCAAGCAAUUGGGAUUGAAUUUUGUAUGUAUCGAUGAACGCGAGACUUGUACUCUGCUACAACUUAUGCUGGAAGACCCAUCUCGAAUUAACUUACUGAGCGAGUGUUUCUUCCCAGCUGCUGCUCCCUCCCGUUUUGUGGAAAUGUUUGCCAAGCUGAUGAGUGCAAGCAGUUCGUCCAAGCUCUCGAGUGAAGAGAAGCUCACUCUGCUGCGUCGAUUUGAUUUCCACGCGUGGCUGCAGACAAAGAGUCCAUUGACGCCUACAAAGUUUGAUCGCGACACGGUGUUGUGCAUGAUCUUGGGUGACAUAAGCCAUCAGUUCCCUGCGGACCGCAGCUUGGUGGAUACUGGUCGAAAAGCGAAGGACACGACAGCGUCCAAGCAUUUGGACGAAGUGCUGCGUGUGUACGCGAAGGUUCUUCAGUUGAUCUGCUCGGCUCAUCUGGAAGACCAUGUUGAAAAGAUGGUACACGCUCUAGUUGGCGUCCAUGAUGACUACAGAUUCCAAACGUCAAGUGUGGGGAAUGGAGAGCAGUCGUCAUCUGCUAGUGGCGAUGAUUCCAGUGCGUCAGAGCUGACAGCGUUACCUCGUCCGGUGGAUGCUGUGGUUUGGGAAGCUCUGGUGGGGAUUCCAUUGGCUACUUGGAAAGAAUUACCGGUCAUGCAGGUCGAGACGUGCGUAAUAUUCUUGAGUCAGCACAUGACGUCAUUGCGAUGGCAAGGUGGGAUGUCUUCUGGCAGUAGUUCGACGGCUGGUGAGGUGCUGAGAGGGAGGGAGACACCAAGUGCGUCUUCUGUAACGAACUACCCGAUCGUGUACUGGCAGCGUCUUGGCGUGCUCAAGAGCUUCUUGGACUUGUUCACGCUGUGCUGUCGUGUAGCUCCUGAGCAACAGCAGUGGGCAUUGAUCACUGCAUUCUUCGAGCCGCUGCUUUCGACGUUGUACCAGCCAGCUACGAACACUGACGGCUCGGCGAUCAGUGCACCUUGGUCAGAGCAAGACACGCUCUCAACUGGAACCACCAUCUGCUCUUGCUUUGUUGCUACGUGCUCCGAGUACCUCAAGAGUCAACCACAGACUCGAGCGAUGGUCACAAGCAGCAGUACGGACGCGGGGCUGACUCAAACUGCAAAACUGUCCCAGAUCUGGUCUUUCUACUUGACCGUGCUGGUUCCUCAUGCUCCCACCCACAUCUGCAAGCACUUCCACCAGUUUGUGACGCGGUUGGCAUGGGAGCACUGGUGUCUGACACUGGAGAUCGUCCAGCAGAUGCGAGAGCUCGUUCAGACGGAGAAGAAGCAACUCACUGGAGCGACAGCGGGUGCGAGUGACCGACUGGUUCCACCGCUAUACUCCACAUUGUCUCCGUAUCCGUAUGUGUCGUGGCUCGUACGUGAUGUCCUGUGUCGUACAACGUGGAAGUCAACUGACGCGUGGCUGGAAGCUCAGAGCGAGAGUGUCUGUUCCUCGUUCUUGCUGGAAUUCGCCAAGUUGUGCGUGGAGUUGGUGCUGGACAUGCCUCACUUCCAAGUAAAGUCUGGCCACGCGGCGUCGACGAACGUUUUGCCUCCGUAUUUCGUCAACUUCAUCAAGCAACAGUCCGUGUUUUGGGCCAAGUGGAAGAUGACGACAACAGACUUGGAGACUCUACAGCAGUUCACAUUAGAAGCGCUGAAGGAGCCUCUUGGACGGAACAGCCCAGAUCUGGUGUCUGGUGGGCCUUUCCCAGCUACUCCGAGUGCUGCGAUGAUGCAGGACGCGUUCACGAGACUUCAGUUGGUUCUUCGCUUGUGUGGCCAGAUCACGACACUGCAUCACGACAAACUUCCCAAGCCAGAGAGUUUGCAACGUGUCAAUCUCUUCUUGAAGCUGCUGUUCGGAGUGUUUGAAGUGAACGAUCGAGGCUGUCUCGAUGGAAAUCGAUACACUUCUGAACAUGCGGCAUGGCUGAUGGUUUUAUAUGGAGCCAGCUGCACGGCGUUGUACGAGAAACUGGACGAGAUCGUGCACUUCUACAAGCCUGAGAACGGUAAGGAAAGCGGAAAUGACAGUGUGGAUGUGUCGAAGGAGGGAGUCUCGGAAGAAGACUUGACAGCUACGAUAGAAGCUGUGCUGCGCUUCUGUAAUUUAUCGUUGGUGGAGGUUUUCUUCAAGCAGAUGCAGAGCAGUCCAAAGGCUAGUGGAGGCGGUGCGAGUUCGUCUGGUAAUAGCGCGUUGAACUGGAACAAGUGUGGCAAUGUGGUGUUCGUGGAGAUCGACGCUCUGGUUCGCGACUUUGCGUCGAGUCAGAAGGCGCUGCAACAGCAGAGUAGGACUCAGCAGGCUUCGGACUGUACUGGCAGGGACGAGAGUUCAAGUGAUACGACGGUGUCUGCUACGCAGUCUCCAGCCGAAGCUAUCGGCACUCCACUUGGAAAGGUGUUGUGGAGUUUCUUGGCCUUCCGAGGUGGAGAGUUGGCGUGCUUGGCUGCGUGUGGACGAGCGCUGGCUUCUGUCCACGUGAUGAGUCAGGUAGCAGAGAAGAGCAUUGAAAAGUGGAUUAUCGAGGAACGUAAGGGCGUGUGGGAUGCAUUGGCGUUGCGAUUGCAAGUACCAGAGCUCAGUGGGGACGAAUUCGAGGCCGCAUGCUUAGAGCAGGGCAAGCUGUUGACUCUCCAGGUUCUUUUCCUACAGCAGCUACGUCGCGCUCCUGUAUUAACCGAGUCGUUGAGUCUGGCGCUGCUGACGAAACUCAUGAACUGGAUGCAGCGUGCUCGAGUCGGAAGGAGUGCGUUAGCGCAGAUGAAGCUGCUGUUCCUGGCUGCUGAAGCGACCAACUUCGUGUGCAAACCUCUGGCGGAGGUGCUCCCGUCGACGCUGAAGAAGCAGAUGCUGCGCCAACUGUGCGAUCUUCUACUGGAACUAGGCCAUGCACGUCGUAACAAUGGCAUCAUGAAGGCCAUCGGUCUCGGUGGAUCGCUGCAAUAUGGAGUAGAGUUCCACGUCUCGUGCUUGGCGGCAGGUGUGUUUCUACGACUACAGACUCGGAAUGGCGCGCCGUUGCGAGUGGAUGAUCGGAUUCCAUUCAAGAUGACUCGCACGACGGAGAAACACUUGAAGUCACUCGAGACAAUGCUGCAGAGUAAAGACGCGUUCCAGCUGGGAAGACGAGUGGAUGCGCUAGUGGACUUUGCUCGAGAUCCGCGUCGAAGUCUUGCAGACCAGGACGAGUUCUUUGUCACACUCUUCUCGAGUAUGUAUCCAGCUCAAGGCUGGCUGCUAGCGAAAUGUUUGCCAUAAAAGAUUAAUAGAAAAAAUAGCGUAGUAAUUAUAAGGAGAAAGGAAAUCGGAAGAGAUAUCAGCUAAAAAAAGUGCUUAAUGCAUGUACAUUUUUCGACGAACACAAACAUGAAAAUUACGAUGGUUUCGGUUGACGG